Oncorhynchus kisutch (coho salmon) is the source of this 5483-nucleotide messenger RNA. Its product is annotated as E3 ubiquitin-protein ligase RNF165. Gene Ontology annotation, molecular function: zinc ion binding; ubiquitin protein ligase activity. The record is from RefSeq and is a predicted model, not a curated record. NCBI's taxonomy places the organism in Eukaryota, Metazoa, Chordata, Actinopteri, Salmoniformes, Salmonidae. Gene Ontology annotation, cellular component: nucleus. The coding region runs from base 655 to 1683 and encodes 342 amino acids. The transcript is spliced from 10 exons.
UCUAGGCAGGACACCAUGGCAUGACAGUAUCCUUCUUUCAAAUAAUAGGCCUUCAACUAAAAAAUGUAUUGGAGUACAUGUACACAUUGUGUAUUUUUAGCAGCAUCGUGUAUUGGUAUGAAAGAAAUUCAAUGAUAUGCAACACUGGAUGGAUGUCCAGAAGACGGACAUUACCACCUCUUUGUAAUUCGCAAAACGCAAGUCGCUGAUUUGAUUGGCUGUCCCGUGUGCCACAGGAAGAGGCUUACUAAGAGAGGUGUUCAUUGAUUGGUUCGUUCUGUCUUUGUAUGCCAGGCAGCUGAGCAGCCUGUCCGUUUGAAUGUGCAGGGAUUGGAAGGGACCAUUUCCAUGGACCAUCUGUCUCACAGGCUAGCGAUACAACAAAGGACCCAGGAUGGUGUUAGUACAUGUCGGAUAUUUGGUUCUUCCCGUAUUUGGCUCUGUAAGAAAUAGAGUAUCGAGGCUGGCGCUACAUUCCGCAUUUCUCAGACCUUUGUCCCCUUCCAUUGUGUUGCUAACGAUCAUCUGCUGCUGUCUGCCGUAGCCUCUGCCUGUUCUCUGCAUCUAGCUGUAUUGUGAACCCCUUCUUCCUCAUUUCCUAUUUCCAUCUGAAGACGACAUUGGCAUUAAAACCCGAGUUCUCCCACUCAUACCAUGCAUAAUUCUCUCUUGCUUCAAUAUGGAGUGACACCUAGCUGUUCAGGAGCACACUUCACCAGGCAUCAGCACAGCCAUGCUACCUCCUGCCGACAUUUUAACCUGGCGGCCCCCCAGGCUCCCAUCUCAGCAGAGUUCCCCCUGGGUCAUGCCAGCCAACCCCCCCAGACUGGCCUGGCCCCUCACCUGUCCCCAGCCCCCCACCAACCUCCGGCCCUGCCUGCCCCCCCUCAGUUCCAGGACGUCCAGGGGCCUCCGUUUCUACCUCAGGCCUUACACCAGCAAUACCUCAUCCAGCAGCAGCUUCUAGAGGCGCAGCACCGCAGGAUCCUCCCACACUCCCGGCGAACACAGGAGCGCGUUCCUCUGAACCCUCACAGGCUUCGCUCGGGGUAUGACUACACCCCUCCCCUCCACGUCCCCCCGCCAAUCAGUCAGCAGCCGCGCUACCUGGCCGAGGGCACAGACUGGGACCUCAGUGUGGACGCUGGCCUCUCUCACCAUCAGUACCAGCUCCAGCAGCUUCCACAGCACUAUCAGCAUUACCUGGCGGCAUCCCCCAGAAUGCACCACUUUCCCAGGAACACGACUUCUACUCAAGUGGUUGUACACGAGAUCAGAAACUAUCCAUACCCCCAGCUACACCUGCUGGCUCUACAGAGCCUCAACCCCUCACGCCACGCUUCGGCUGUACGAGAGAGCUAUGAGGAGCUGUUGCAGCUUGAAGACAGGCUGGGAAGUGUCAGUAGAGGAGCAGUUCAGACCACCAUAGAGAGAUUCACCUUCCCACACAAAUACAAGAAGAGGAAGCCUCUGGAUAUGAAGAUUGGUGAGAAAGACGAGGAGACUGACGUGGAUGAGAAAUGUACCAUCUGCCUGUCGAUGCUGGAGGACGCAGAGGAUGUCAGGCGGUUACCCUGCAUGCACCUCUUCCACCAGGGCUGUGUGGACCAGUGGCUGGCGACCAGCAGAAAGUGUCCAAUCUGCCGCGUGGACAUCGAGACGCAGCUCCAUCCUGACAGCUGAUGGCCCGGGGGUGAAGCCUGACGGCCUGGCUGCUGUCAAUCACCCUGGUGUGUUUCCUGCUCCCAUCCACCCAGGCCCUGGUCCCUCCUCACACGGGUGCUUGCCAAAUGUCUCCAGACGUCAUGUGACAUCACCCUCUGACUCACGCUUUACUGAGCCAAUCCAGGAUUACUUACUGCACGAGAGAAUGGAGUCUCUCUCUCUUUCUCUCUCUCAAUAAAAGCACAUCCCCGGCAAAAAGACACACACACACACACACACACACACACACACACACACACACACACACACACACACACACACACACACACACACACACACACACACACACACACACACACACACACACAGGGUUUACUAGUUGCUUGUUGGAGGUGGGGUGUUGUUGCCGUCGUGUUGUUGUAGGUAGGGGAGGCAGGUGUGUGUCCUGUUUCCUGUGUCUUUGUAGCAUGUUCUUAAAGCCAUGACAUUAAUGUACUGAGUGAAAAACACACUACCCCACUUGCCAGCUGGCCCCACACACACACACACACACACCUUGCUUAUUCUGCCACAACAGGAAUCUAAAUCAAUCACGUAAAAGCCCUGUCGCCAUGUUUGCCUACAGAUCAUUUGUGGUAGUACAGUAGCAGUAUCAGACACAGCAAUACAGUAGUUGUACAUUUGCUUGGGACUGAUGCUGUCAUCAGUGUUGGGACAUAAUACGACUAUUUCACCGCUGCCAUGUCAGCCUGCCCCAAUGCAUGGGUUGGCGUGUGUUUGAGUAAAUACACAGGUUAGUGAGUGUUUCACCAAAAUAAUUAUGGUAUCGCUUGACCUGCUGCAGCACGGGUUAAUGUGUGUGUUCUGCCCCAGUGUGUGGGUUUCAGUGUGUAUUUAACCAAUGCGUGAUCAUGCGUGACAAACUUAAAGUGCGGGUCCAAGUGUGUAUCAAGGGUUAAAGGGGAAUAUAGAAGUUAGAUUAACGGUGGUUUGAUUGGAGUGCUUGUAGAAUACAAAGCCAAAUAAGGACUUUAAAAAAUGCAAAAAAGAAAUGUAUUAAGACCCAAUCCCCCAUCAUGCACUGCAGUGACUGGGUGAGGUGUGGGGCAUUCUGGGUAUGCAGGAGGGUUAGCUGCCCUGGAAACAGCGACUCUGUGCCAUCCCCUCCUGGCGCAGGCGUUAUGGCUGAGCAGUGUAGUGAAAUGCAUGUUUCAAUGUUGGCUUGGGCUGUUGUGUUAGCGUACAAAAAAAAUAUAAGGGGAGGGUAGGGGGUUGUCUGUGCAUGACUUAGUUAAUCUGAGCUGUGACUAUCUUUCUCAACACUAACAAAGAAAAAAGAACUGAGCACCAUGUCAGUGGCUGUCCCUGGCCUGUAGCGUGUGUUCAUCCUGCCCCUUUUUGGUGGCAAACAAAAUGGAAUCCUAUUGUGACGUUUACCUUAUUGCCUAAAGAACAAGCACAUGUGAUGAUAGAUAUAGCAACAACCUCUUUCUUUGGUAUUGCAUUUGCGUUGGUUUCUGUAUAUUUAGGUAUAUAAACACGCAAUGUUUUGGACCGAGUGAGGAGCUUAGUUGUUGAACUUGUGUUUUUGUGUGACAGAUCUCCCCUCGUUGUUGCUAUGCUGGUUUCUAUGCUGUAUUGCUAGAACAACAAUGUAGAAUGUUGUGUGAUGGGGGCAGUAUCCACAGUGCACACGGACGGACGGACGGACGGGGGGGCAAAAUAAGGGUCAUAGAACACUUUUUUUAUUGUAAAAAAAUAUAAAAAAUGAAGGAUUUAAAUGUUGAUAUUUUAUGUUUUCCUUUUGAUCUGUUGCCCUGUGACGUUUAACAAUGUGCAUAAACAGUACAUAGCAGUCCCAAUCCUUAAGAACCUAUCUGUCAUAUGCAUUGUGGACUGAGUAUUUAAGCAUUAGGAAAAAUUGAAUUGCCCUGUGGACUUAGUUGUGAAGGAUUGGGACAGACCCUUACUGACCUGUGCACUGCCAGUGUUGAUACUGCCUCCUCCUUUAGUGGAGUUUUCUAUGGGAUGUUUUGAUAGUUUACACAGGGUGUUGUCAGUUGAGAUGCCUUAAGUAUUUAACAAUCAUAAUUUAUUACUAACUGUAGAUAUCAUGGGUACAUAUUUAAUUUGAUAUAGUUUGUUUUGUUGCAAUUUAAUCAAUUUAUUUAGAAAUAACAAAAAAUGAUUUACCUCAUUUUUGCGUUGUUUUAAAUGGGAAUGCUCCGCAUGCAGUUGUAUUUUUCCUGAAGAAAUUAAACAAAAAAGCCCUGCUGUUUGAUCUCUCCCCGAGCCGGCUGUGCUAUGUUUACUGUCCCGAGCUGAGCUGUCUGGCCUGCUCUUCUCAUGUGGUGCUGUGGAUAUCUUGGUUACAUUCCAUUCAAUGCAAUUUUCCCUUAUCCCCUAUGCUGUGACGUAGUGGACAAACUGCAAUGAAAUGAAAUGGUUUUUAGUUGAAUUGUUUUCCUGUUUCUCAUUUUGCACUCUUAGUUUUAACAUGGGAACCCUCUCACUGGCAUAACAGUUUACGAACAUAGAUGUAUUAUCAUCAUUAUUAUAUACUCUGUCAUUUGCAGCUCUCUGUGUCUCAUCCUUCUAUCCAUUCUGUCUGUUACGAAGCAUGUUCCUUCUCAUCUUUGUCAUGGGAUAUUUCUCCUUACCUCUUUUCCAGAAAAACAUGUAGUUUUGAGUCCAACAAGUGCCUCGCUUCUAGUGUCAAGAGAUAUUACCUUAUGAUUUAAACCGCACUCAUUUACCCAAAAUCCAUGUCCAAAUAGUGUAUAAUGUUGUCUUUCCUCCCUUAUUCCCUCCUUUCUCUUUUUAAGGUCACCACUGACCAACCUGCAAGGUAAAAUAAAUAUGUCAGCCCCCAUAAGUGAAGUGUGGGAUCAUCCGGUGGUGUGGUUGGCAUAUUAAUGCUUUCACUAACCAAAUAUAUCUGUGAUUACCUUAUGAGAGAAAUGAAAGCAGCUAUUUCGGAGUAUUUGGACAUAACCAGUUGUUCUCCUUUUUUUAGUUAAACUCUAAAUCGUACCUAAUCAGACCAUUCCUUUAAAAUAACUUUGUUUUAUAAAAAAUUUAUGAAAUAUUUGACCAAAACCUUUCUACAAAGAGGCAUGUUUCACUGUGUUCAUUGACGCUACACUAAUUAUUCCCAUCUUUCACUUUCCCUUUAUUUUUUCAUGACCGUCCAUCCUUCCCGUCACUCAGAACCCAUCCAAUGUUUCCCUUCACAAUCCUCUCUCAAGGGAAAACAAGAACAGAGGAUCUCUUAAAGCACAAACUAACUAAAAAUGCAUGUAUUUCUCAGGUUUGGAUAUAUAUAUAUAUUCUCGAUGGUAUAUAAGUAUAUGGUGAAAAUAUUUGCAGAUUACACUAAGAAUAAUACAAAUAAUUCAUUUUGCUGCUGCUUGCAUCUGACAAACAAAAACUGAAGGAAAGAGAAAAUAUCCCAAAAAGUGCCAGUGAAAGGGCAACCGCCACCUUUGUAUGAGAUAUCUGCUGUUUUAGCUGUGACUGCGCAAUGUUUUUCAAUAUAGGAUAUUUUAUCGGAGAGUAGAACUAUUUAUCAUUAAUAUUAAAGCAAUAGCUCAUUAAUGAUGAGUGUGUUGAUGAAGAACUGGAUGAGCGUAUUGUGUAAAAUGUUAGAUUCACAUUUGGUGGAAUUUUGUACUUUAUUUAUUACUACUAAUAAUGAUUUUAAAAGUUGCAUCGCUAAACCCAAACUGUUCUCUUUUUUUUCAAUUUUAUUUCAAGGCUUGUAUAUUAUCCUUUUUGUAUGUGCUCUUUUUGUAAUAAAUUGGAUAAAAUGGAAGGUG